Molecule: messenger RNA, 1119 nt
Organism: Phanerochaete carnosa HHB-10118-sp
Lineage: Eukaryota; Fungi; Basidiomycota; Agaricomycetes; Polyporales; Phanerochaetaceae
Product: glycoside hydrolase family 5 protein
Exons: 8
Coding region: 1-1119 (372 amino acids)
Molecular function (GO): hydrolase activity, hydrolyzing O-glycosyl compounds
Source: RefSeq, a predicted model, not a curated record
AUGUUCUUCAGCAUACUCGUUCGUCUUACACCUCUCGCCGCACUUUUGGCUGCGCCUCUCGCAUUCGCAGCCAAUUCCUUUGCAGGAUCCAACCUAUACUAUGCCGCAGGUCUCAGCUCCGCGGAUCGCACUACUCUUCUCCAGGGACUUCAGAACGCGAAUAUGAAAGUUCUGCGCGUGUGGAUCAAUGGACAGACCGACACGGAUCUUAAGGGCACCACGAUCACGCCUUUCCCAGACGUCGAGCCCAACCAGAUCUGCAACGGUGACCAGUCGUGCUACGAUCCCACUAUCCUCAACCUCCUCGACGAACUUAUGGUCGAUGCUCAUUCGUACGGCAUCAAGCUUAUCAUCACCAUGCAUACCUUCAACGCCCUCGAGGCAGGAGACGUCUACGGCGUCGAAUACGGAACGGGCUAUUUCUACGAGCAGACGUACCCUCAGCAAGCGUUUGACCAGCGACUGAUGUACAUCAUGAACCACGUCAACAGUCAGCUUGGGCAGCCGUGGAAGGAGCUGAACGAUUACAUCUUUGCUUUUGAGGCCGAGAAUGAGGCAAUGAUUGGCAAGGGUCAAGACUAUAUCGAAGCACACCAGCAAUGGCAAUGUGACAGAGCGACUACCAUCAAGAACGAGUUGGAUGGCAACACUGGAAUCCUCGUCAUAACUGGUGGCGAAUCUUGGAUGGCCGAGUCCGUGCAGCCCGAUUGGCUCACCUGCGACGCGCUCGAUGUCAUAUCCAUCCACGCCUACGGCACUGGCGACUUUGCCACGUCCGCAAUUCAGACAUAUGUCCAGCAAGCACAAGCCGCGGGGAAGAUGUUACUCUUCGAGGAAUGGGGCGCGUGCUACUUCAACACGGAGAAUAACGACUGCCCGAGCGGGAGCGCUCUUUCCAGUUCGCAACGGAAUAGCAACAUCGAGGCCUGGGCCAGCCAAAUUACCGCUGCGGGCGUGCCCUUCUUAUAUUGGCAGGUCAUCCCCAACGCUGACCCUCAUUGGGACCAGGACUACGAGAUUGGCCUCGUUGACGACCCGUCUUGGUCCACUCUACAGGCUGCGGCGCAAGCCGCCUCUAACGCCAAUGCGGCGUUCGACUUCUCACCGUGGUUGCUAUGA